AGUACGCCGGUCGGAAGCGCAGCUGGGACUGACACGUGGACUUGGGCGGCGCUGCCCGGUGGGUCGGCUGGGCGGGAACGGACCCGGACACCCUGUGCCCACGCCGUCCGCGCCCGAUGCAGCCGCUCCCGGAUGAGGCCCGCAGGGAAGCGGCCGAGGACGCCCAGUGGUCCAGACCCGAGUGCCAGGUGUGGACAGGGACGCUGCUUCUGGGGACAUGCCUGCUAUACUGCGCCCGCGUCAGCAUGCCCGUCUGUGCCGCCGCCAUGAGCCAGGACUUCGGCUGGAAUAAGAAGGAGGCCGGUGUUGUGCUCAGCAGUUUCUUCUGGGGCUACUGCCUGACUCAGGUGGUGGGCGGCCACCUGGGGGACCGGAUCGGGGGUGAGAAGGUCAUCCUGCUGUCGGCUUCCGCCUGGGGCUUCAUCACCGCCGCCACGCCACUGCUCUCCCGCCUCAGCAGCGCCCACCUGGCCUUCAUGACCUUCUCUCGCAUCCUCACGGGCUUGCUCCAAGGGGUUUACUUCCCUGCGCUGACCAGCCUGCUGUCCCAGAAGGUGCGGGAGAGUGAGCGAGCCUUCACCUACAGCACCGUGGGGGCCGGCUCCCAGUUUGGGACACUGGUGACGGGGGCCGUAGGCUCCCUGCUCCUGGACUGGUACGGCUGGCCGAGCGUCUUCUAUUUCUCGGGUGGGCUCACCCUGCUGUGGGUGUGUUACGUGUACAGGUGUCUGCUGGGUGAGAAAGAUCUCAUCCUGGCCUUGGGCGUCCUGGCGCAGGGCCUGCCGGUGUCCAGACACACCAAGGUGCCCUGGAGACAGCUCUUCCGAAAGCCUUCUGUCUGGGCGGCCAUCAUCUCCCAGCUCUCAGCGGCCUGCUCCUUCUUCAUCCUCCUCUCCUGGCUGCCGACCUUCUUUAAGGAGACUUUCCCCAGCUCCAAGGGCUGGGUCUUCAACGUGGUGCCCUGGCUAGUGGCCAUUCCUGCCAGUCUGUUCAGCGGGCUUCUCUCAGACCGUCUCAUCAAUCAGGGUUACAGGACCAUCACUGUGCGGAAGUUCAUGCAGGCGAUGGGCCUCGGCCUGUCCAGCGUUUUUGCCCUGUGUUUGGGCCACACCUCGAGCUUUUGUAAGUCUGUGGUCUUUGCAUCAGCCUCCAUCGGCCUCCAGACCUUCAACCACAGCGGCAUUUCCGUUAAUAUCCAGGACCUGGCCCCGUCCUGUGCCGGCUUUCUGUUUGGUGUGGCCAACACAGCUGGGGCUUUGGCAGGGUGCAGGAGUCGUGGGCGUGUGCCUGGGUGGCUACCUCAUCGAGACCACGGGCUCCUGGACGUCCGUGUUCGACCUGGUGGCGGCAGUCAGCAGCCUCGGGCUAUGCACCUUCCUGGUGUUCGGGAAGGCCCAGCGGGUGGACCUGAGCCCCGCCCAUGAGGACCUCUAGCCGACCGACCCCCUGUCCCCGAGGACCCAGCGCCGUCAGCCUCGGGGACAGCGUUCAGCUUAGAGGCCCCUUGCUCCUGGCCCGCAGGGUGAGCAGAGGCGGGGGAGCCUCAGCCCCGCAGGAGAGUGCGGUCCGGUUCCCCCGCCCUUGGGGGUAGCAGCCUCCUUCCGGGCUGGUGGGACCUCACGGUGGGUG
Messenger RNA from Lagenorhynchus albirostris (white-beaked dolphin), 1629 nucleotides. It is a transcript of the gene SLC17A9, whose product is annotated as solute carrier family 17 member 9. The record is from RefSeq and is a predicted model, not a curated record. NCBI's taxonomy places the organism in Eukaryota, Metazoa, Chordata, Mammalia, Artiodactyla, Delphinidae. Gene Ontology annotation, biological process: transmembrane transport. Gene Ontology annotation, cellular component: membrane. The transcript has 13 exons. Gene Ontology annotation, molecular function: transmembrane transporter activity. The coding region runs from base 117 to 1424 and encodes 435 amino acids.